Molecule: messenger RNA, 1188 nt
Organism: Penicillium concentricum
Lineage: Eukaryota; Fungi; Ascomycota; Eurotiomycetes; Eurotiales; Aspergillaceae
Exons: 4
Coding region: 1-1188 (395 amino acids)
Source: RefSeq, a predicted model, not a curated record
AUGCCUAGCGAGACUGCUACAGGUGACUUUGGUCCAGCACCCCCUGGGCUAGAUCUGACAGAGAAUCAGACAGGCAACUUGUUGGGAGCAGUUAUUCCUGUAGCGGUGCUCGCGACCACUGCAGUUGUAUUGCGAGUAGUCGCGCCAAUGAAGACCAAAGAGGUCAGAAAAUUAGCUAUAGAUGACUACCUCAUCAUUGCAGCUCUUUUCUUCUCUUGGGGAACAGCAAUAUCUUGCUUCAUAAGCAUUCCGUAUGGCAACGGCUAUCAUUUGCAAUCCGUGACAAAAGCAGAGUUUAAUACUGUUUGGAAAAUCCUUUUCGCCUAUGUCAUGAUUUACGCUACAGCCGUCACCUGCACCAAAGCCUCGAUCGUCUUAUUUUACGGCCGCAUCUUCAACUUUCGUUGGUCACUGGGCAUCUGCAUGUUUUUGGUCCUUGGGUAUUGGAUCACCAUUAUCGUCACGGUUGCGGUGGCCUGUCGACCACUGCCAUAUUUCUGGCUAGUCUACACGGAUCCAACAGCCAUUGGUGUAUGCAUUGAUGUGCCCACAUUCUUUUUCGCCAAUGGAAUCGGUGCUAUGUUGAUUGAUGUGAUAAUACUGUGUAUGCCGUUGCCAACAAUUUACAAGUUGCAGAUGCAAUUGUCGCAGAAGGUAGCAGUCGUGGGUAUCUUGCUCUUAGGAAGUUUUGUUUGCGUCGCAAGUAUUUGCCGGAUCAUCACGCUUCAGGACAACACCCACGGAACAGACGCGACAUGGACUAUCGCGCCUGUAUUUAUCUGGUCAUCCGUGGAACCGUUUGUUGGGAUCAUCUGCGCAUGCCUCCCUACGUUUGGGCCUUUCUUUCGUCGGUGGUGGUCUAAAGUUCGGACGCGCUCAUCAAAUGGUCGCAGUACCGAUCCAAACGCUGAACUUUCAUCCGAGACAACGACAUGGCUCCGAAAACCCCGAGUAAAAAAGCCAGCCAAGGACUCAUUAUUCAGUAUCAACGACUUUGGCUGUGUAGAUGAGGUCCAAUUGAUGAAUGAUAUCAAUGCCACUCGGUCGCUGGGGGACGAGGCUGCGAGUGACCACCAGGACGUCGAGCGAGGCUGUAUCACAGUCCAACAAGAUGUGGAAGUGACAUGGGCUAAGUACAAAACUGGCAAAAAAGCCGACUUGGCCUUUAAGUAUCACAAAGGGCCCUGA